AUGCUAUAUGAGUUGGUUAGUGUAGUUCGGGUAGUGAAUCCGCUGGCGGCCAAUGCUGAAGCCAAAGAGCUUGCCACAACUAUAGGAAAAUUGAUCAUACAAAACAGAGGAGUUGUGAGACGGAUUCUCCCCAUAGGUAAUAAGCUUUUGCCCAAAAUCACUAAAAAAGAUCAGGAGCAGCAUUUCCAAGGAUAUCACUUUCUGAUGCUUUUCGACGCAUCUGCUCCUGUUCAAUCUGAAAUUCUCAGAACCUUGAAAAAGGAUCCGCGUGUAAUCAGGUCGUCAAUAGUCAAGAUGGACACUUCAAAGCAACUCGACGUUGCAUCUUCGAUUGAAAGAGCAGCUGGAUACAGCUCCAUUCUGGAUAAAGUGAGGAAAGAUAAUUUUUGA
Messenger RNA from Lachancea sp. 'fantastica', 390 nucleotides. Lineage: Eukaryota; Fungi; Ascomycota; Saccharomycetes; Saccharomycetales; Saccharomycetaceae. The record is from the annotation of a GenBank genome assembly.